Messenger RNA from Fusarium venenatum, 510 nucleotides. RefSeq names its product cytochrome c oxidase subunit IV family. The record is from RefSeq and is a predicted model, not a curated record. NCBI's taxonomy places the organism in Eukaryota, Fungi, Ascomycota, Sordariomycetes, Hypocreales, Nectriaceae. Gene Ontology annotation, biological process: mitochondrial electron transport, cytochrome c to oxygen.
AUGCUGCGCACAUCGGCCACCAACCUGCUGCGCAAGAGCCUUGUGCGCAGCACUCCCGCCCUGGCCUCGCGAGCUGCCUCGACUCACGCCAUCUCCAACCCUACCCUCGCCAACAUCGAGAAGCGAUGGGAGGGUAUGCCCCUCCAGGAGCAGGCCGAGCUCUGGAUGGCUCUGCGUGACCGCAUGCAGUCCAACUGGACCGAGAUGACCCUCCAGGAGAAGAAAGCUGCUUACUGGAUUGCCUUCGGCCCUCACGGUCCCCGCGCUGAGGACCCCCCUGGAACCAACGCCCGCGUCGCCUGGGGUGUCUUCAUUGGUAUUGCUGCCAGUGUCGGUCUCUUCGGCCUGGUCCGCCUUGUCGCUAAGCCUGCUCCUUACACCAUGACUCAGGAGUACCAGGAGGAGACCAACGAGUUCCUCAAGAACCAAAAAUCCGAUCCCUUCACUGGUAUCACCUCUGCUGGUUACGCUGGCAAGGGUAUGGUCCAGUCUCCUCCCAAGGGCAACUAA